AUGGCUAAAAUCAGUGACUUGUCUGAUGAAUUACUGGUGAAGAUAUUAUCGUUUCUUCCAACAAGAGUUGCUGUAUCAACUAGCGUUUUGUCCAAACAAUGGGAGUUUCUUUGGAUGUGGUUGCCUAAACUUGAGUACGAUGAUUACGAUCACAUUACUGAUCGUUCACAGUCUGCAUUCCAGACAUAUCGGGAUUUUAUUGCAAAGAAUCUGCCAUUACACAGAGCUCCCAUCAUAGAAACCUUGUGCCUUAGAUUUUGUCGUGGAUCAUUAAAACCUAAGGAUUUGAAACCGUGGGUUGGAAUUGCAGUUUCUCGCUGUGUGCGUGAGCUAAGUAUCGGUUUAUCUCAUUUCAAUGUUGUAUCAUUGCCCAGUAGUUUGUAUACUUGCAAAUCGCUCGUGACUUUGAAACUCGAAGGCGAGAAGGUUCUUGUGGAUGUUCCACGAACGGUUUUUCUCCCUUCCUUGAAAACUUUGCAACUUGAACGUGUGACAUAUUCAACUGAAGAUUCUCUUCGGCUGCUUCUAUCCUACUGCCCUGUUCUGGAAGAUCUGAGUAUUGUACGAGAUGAGAAUGACAAUUUGAGAGCGGUAGUUGUUAUUGUCUCGUCCUUGCAGCGUUUAUCCUUAGAGAUACCCGGUCUAUGUUCUUCUGAUGCGUAUGUGAUAGUUACCCCUUAUCUGAAGUAGUCCUAUUUGAUUGAGCAUAUGCCCGAGCUGGAAGAAGCAGAUAUUGUUGUUCUGCAGGAUCCCGAGAAGCUUCUCGAAUCAGUUACAUUUUUCAAACGCCUUUCUAUACGCGUAAUAUUCAACAGUUCAAUACAGACUGUGUAUCGUAAUGGUAUUGUCUUCAAUCGACUUGAAAAUUUGAAGCUAUGUAUAUGCAAUGAUGAUUGGUCAAAGUUACUUGUCCAGUUGCUCAAAGAUUCUCCUAACCUGCGAGUCCUCAAUCUCCUCGUUGAUGAUGUAAGUUUAUUCUAUCCGUCAAUUUAUGGGGAAUAUGAACCGGUUCGCUGGAAAAAUAAUAAGAGCUCCGUCCCUAAAUGUUUGUUGAACAGUCUUGAAACUUUCGAGUUUGCCGGGUACAUGGGAGGACCAGAAGAGAGGGACUUCUUGAGUUUUAUCUUCAAACAUGCGCGUCGCUUGAAAUCUUCAUCAAUCUUGCGCGGUUCAGAACGAUAUUAUGGGUUUUGAGUUUUAUGAGUUAUGUUCCACAAUAGAAACUUGAAAAUGAUCUAAGAGUCGGCGUAUUAUUGUUUUUUGUUGUAUUUGUUCUUUGAAUGUAGAACUUGUUUUCGGACAAUCUAUCGUCUGGUUUUAUGUGGUAAACUACAAUUUGUAUGUCUCUGCGUUGUGGGUUGUGGCCUUGUAAACUACUGGUUCAGAAGCUCAACCCUAAUCAAAUAGUCCCAUGC
This is a messenger RNA of Arabidopsis lyrata subsp. lyrata, 1415 nucleotides long. Its product is annotated as putative FBD-associated F-box protein At5g56700. Gene Ontology annotation, molecular function: protein binding. NCBI's taxonomy places the organism in Eukaryota, Viridiplantae, Streptophyta, Magnoliopsida, Brassicales, Brassicaceae. The record is from RefSeq and is a predicted model, not a curated record.